Molecule: messenger RNA, 21430 nt
Organism: Porites evermanni
Lineage: Eukaryota; Metazoa; Cnidaria; Anthozoa; Scleractinia; Poritidae
Source: the annotation of a GenBank genome assembly
AUGCAGGUAGGUGUUGUUUUGAAUCAGCCACUCUCUUCUUGGGAGAACCUCCUGUAAUGAUUCACUGGUUCAGUAAUCACCAAGAUUGGGGUUUGGCUUAAUAUUAGCUUCAUUUACGUUCAUUUAUAUCAUUAUUUUUUAUUCACUUUCAUCUACCUUAUUUAAAAACUAAGUCUUUUCACUUUAUUUGGCUCCACCUAAUCCUAUGUUCAGUCACUGUGAUCUUCAUUCUGCAUUAUUUUAUUAUUUUAACCUUCAUCAGCCUUUAUUUCAUUUCAUUCCCUUUUAUUUAUUUUGACUCCAUCUACAUUUCAUAUUCAUUUAUCGUUAUCACAGCACCCCUUUCCUCACACUGUUAUCUUUAUCUGGCCUUCUAUAACUCCCUGGAAACUUAACUUCAUCUUUGUAAACCUCCAUUCAUUGUUGUCUAUGUUUAGUGACUUCAUGUAUUUUCAUGUGUAUUGACACAACUUAAUUAUCCAGAUAUCACUGUUCUGUGUCCUUAACAUUGUUUAUUCCUUCAUCUGUAUUCACUUAUUUUCAUAUUGUUUAGUCAAAUGGUCUGCCUCGAUGUCAAUCUCUUUAGCUCUAUCUACCUUCAUUAACAGUUCCCCUAAAAAAUAAGACAUCCACCUCUCACAUUAUUUUGGUUCUUGAGAGAUGAAAGUGGCAUCUUGAGAAAAAGUCUCGCCAUCGAGGGAGUUUUACCUUGUUUUGAUUGCAAUCUUUUCAAUAUAUUAAAUAUAUUGAAAGGAUUACAAUGACUGUUUGUAACAGUAUUGUUCUUAAUACCCUCCAUGAUUUCAGGGACAAAGGUGAUAACACGCGCACAACAUGCUUCCACUUACAAACAAAAGAAAUUGACUUUAACAGCUUACAAAGCACGCUAGAGCACACUUUAAUGAGCCUAUACUUGUAUGCUUUUGUCUCACACAACAUACUAAAAACAAUGAAGUGUGCAUCAUAGAACAAUGAAGUGUGAGCAGGCUAACACAGAAAGCGUGUUAACCUUUGAUAACAAAAGCUAGACACCAUGGUCUUGAAAGUGUGCAACUUAGUGUGCUACAUUGCAUGCAAACUUACUGGAUGAGAAGCGAAAGUAAUGCAAUCAUCGUACUGUCAUUCUUAAUGUGAAAGCCAAAGCUCCUAUUGGUAGAUAAUGGUCAUCUUCAUGAUCAGAAAAACAAAUCUGAAACAUUUCCUACAGAAAAAUGUACAAACGAGUCAAGGAUUUAAAUCAGACUCUUUGAAUUUUUGGUUUAUGUGGAGCCUGUUUUUUUCCAAAUAUCACAAACGUAUUUCUUUUAGUUUUCUUUUUGAGCACCUUCAAGUUCAAGGUUGAAAUAAUACUGAACAAAUCUCCUUGACCACAUAACACAAGCUAACAAAAUGCAGAUUGAGAAGAAAAAUAGUUUUCUUUUUUUUUCUCGCCAAUAUAAUAACUUACAUACUGUCACGCAAUCUCCAUUCCAAGGUCAUCUUUCCCCAGCAUCUUCCACAGAAUUUCAGGAAACAUGUUUUUGUUCUUGAAAUGAGCCAAAAACAUGAUAUAUAUUUACAAAAGUGGCAGGUUGAAAUCCUGACAUCAUUACUUGUUUCGAAGCCUUUACAGCAGUGUUUUAACUUAAGCGCAUGAUGUUGCAAUGGUUAAAAAUAGAAAAAUACGACAUUGUUCAUCUCAGCUACAAAGUAAGUACAGGUUAGACAAAUCACUGUUUUACAACCGAACGAGCUACAGCCCAAUGCUCCGUGUAAAAAGUUGUAACGUAAAGCACAAUUCUGAAAGAGGCUUUCACUAUUUUGCAAGUGUAAACAGUAACUAGAGUACAAAAUGUAAUAGAAAAGAUCUUUAUGCUACAUGUACCUGUAGUUAUUCAAGCCUUAAAAAUGUUGGUUAUGUUUCUCUGUACACCUUUCACAAAUUGUUCUAUAGACAGCCCAGGGGGGUACUCGAGAUUUCAAGUGACGGGGAUGAUUGAAUGGAGCCAAAAGUUAAGACCCCCAAAAAUCCCUAGGGCUUCCAGGAAAACCCAAAAGAAUCCCUAUUAAACAACAGCAAAACAUGUUUGUUUGUACUUUACUCGCAACACUUCGCAGCCAGGGCACUACGGAUUCUUUUUAAUACCCCCAAAAAAUCCCUACAAAAUACUUGCCAAAUUUUCGUACCCAAAAAAAUCCCGGAAUCGAAAAUUUCAAACCCAAAAAAAUCCUUCGAUUUUCCCCGUCACUUGAAAUCCCGAGUAACCCCCCUGGGAUAGACAGUGACUGGGCUUUAGAAAUCACUUUGCAUAGCUCAUCAGCCAGACAGGCUCCACCCCGUGCAGAUUCACCUGAUCACCGAAGUGUCUGUAAUAAAGAGGUUAAGUUUAUCUGAAUUUACUCUCUGGGGCUGAGAUUUAGUGUCUGUUGUCCGUACUAGAGAGAGUCCGUAUUAUAGAGGUUUUCUUUAAAGAAAAUAUGAGAAUUUUGUGGAGACAUUGGAAACUGUCCGUAUUAGAGAGAUGUCUGUACCGAGAGGUUCGACUGCACCUUAGAAAUUGGUAAUUCGUCAAAAUUGCAAAAUUUAAGUUGCGCGAAAAUAAGUGAUAAUAAGGUAGUCUGCAGUCUGUAGUUUGUACUGACCGAAAACUCUAACUUUGGUUGUUCCAGACCAAUGCAAGUAAAAUUUACAUGUCACACGUAAUAAGCAAGAGGUUUCAAAUUAUUUGAAACCUCUUGCUUUUACACACAUCAAAAGUUUUUUUUAAAUUCAUACAACAGUAACCUAACCUUUUCUUAAGGCAGCUAAAAGCAAGGGGAAACAGUCAUGAUUUUAAUGCUGAAGGUUUUUUAAGACAAAUUCAUUUGAUUUCAUUUUUAUACAAGAAACUUAAUGGAAUUAGUCAGAGAAGCCAAUUUCAAGUACUUGCUUGUGUACUUUUCUUCUGCGGAAAUUUUUUGCCUACAGCCGGCAAUCAACAGUUUUACCUUCACUGCAAAAGCACAGAAUGAGCAGGAAAUUUUGUUGAUUGUUCACUGGAAGUUGGCAUAGAGGCUAUCCAAUAAAAGAUUCGAUUUGUACAAGAGUUAUAUUUUUUAAGGUACGUUUUGUUUUACUUUAGCAUGUUAUUCUGUGUCAACUUGCACACUAAGUGUGUCAUCCAUCACACUUGACUAUAAAAAACAAAAGGAUAGCGUGCUAACUACACCAAAACAAAACAUUGCAUGUCCUUGAUUGUUUCAGUAAUUAAUUAUGAACAUAAAGUGUGUUGUGAGCAUGUCAUCACCUUAUCAAAUCAUUAUGGAGGGUCGCAUAUGUGUUCCCAGGUACGGGAACAAAUAUCACUAGAGAUUUGUGUUUCCCUGGUUGGAGAAACACAUUUCACUAGGGAUAUGUGUUUCAUGAAUAGCAGAACACACAUCACUUGGGAUAUUUGCUUCCUGGGUAGGGAAACACAUGUCACUGGGGAUAUGUGUUUCCUAGGUAGGGGAACACAUAUCACUAGGGAUAUGUGUUUCCUGGGUAGGAAUUGUGUCAUUGUGUCAUGAUUUUAUAUCACUUUGAACAUGAAAGACUGAAAACGCAUUAUGUCUGUGAACAGCAUAUAUAUCACUAGUGAAAUGUGUUUCCUGUGUGGGGGAACACAUAUCACUAGGGAUUUUUUGUUUCCUGUGUAGGAGAACACAUAUCACAAGGGAUAUGUGUUUCCUGUGUAGGGAAACACAUAUCACUAGGGAUAUGUGUUUCUUGGGUAGGGGAAGACAUUUAUCACUAGGGAUAUAUGUUUCCUGUAUAGGGGAACGCAUAUCACUAGGGAUAUAUGUUCCAAUACCCAUGAAACCCAUAUCACCAUGGAUAUGUGUCCUUGGCAGGGGAACACAUAUCAAUCCCUAGAGAUAAAAUUAAUGUUUCCUGGGUAGGGGAACACAUAUCACUAGGGAUUUUUGUUUGCUGGGUAGGGGAACACAUAUCACUAGGUAUUUGUGUUUCCUGUGUAGGGGAACACAUAUUAGGGAUAGGUGUUUCCUCUGUAGGAGAACAUGUACCACUAGGAAUAUGUGUUCCUGGGUAGGGGACACAUAUCACUAGGGAUAUGUGUUUCUUGGGUAAGGGAAACACAUUUCACUGUGGAUAUGUGUUUCCUGGGUAGGGGAACACAUAUCGCUAGGGAUAUGUGUUUUCUUCUAGGGGAACAGAUAUCUCUAGGGAUAUAUGUUUCCUGGUUAGGAGAACACAUAUUACUAGUGAUAAGUGUUCCCCUACCCAUGAAACACAUAUCACUAGUGAGAUAUGUUUCCUGUGUAGGGAAACACAUCUCUCUAGGAAUUUGUGUUUCCUGUGAAGCUAAACACAUUACUAGGGAUUUGUGUUGCCUGGGUAGGGGGAACACAUAUCACUGGUAGGGGAACACAUAUCACUAGGGAUUUGUGUUUCCAGGGUAGGGCAACACAUGUCAUUGGGGAUAUGUGUUUCCUGGUAGGGGAACACAUAUCACUAAGAAUAUGUGUUUCCUGGUAGGGGAACACAUGUCACUAGGGAUAUGUGUUUCCUGGUAGGGGAACACAUGUCACUAGGAAUAUGUGUUUCCUGUGUAGAGGAUCACAUAUCACUAGGAAUUUGUGUUUCCUGGUGUAUGUGUUUCUUGAUAUUUGUUUCCUGGGUAGGGAAACACAUGUCACUAGGGAUAUGUGUUUUCUUGUAGGGGAACACAUAUCACUAGGGAUAUGUGUUUCCUGUGUAUUAGAACAAAUAUCACUCGGGAUAUGUGUUCCCUACCCAUGAAACACAUAUCACAAGGAAUAUGUGUCCUAGGUUGCGGAAGACACAUCACUGGGGAUAUGAGUUUCCUGAGUAGGGGAACACUUAUCAAUAGGUAUACCGGGAUGCGUUUUCUGGGAAGUUGAAACACAUUUCACUAUGGAUAUGGGAUAUGUGUUUCCUGGGUAGGGGGAACACAUUUCACUGUGGAUAUGUGUUUCCUAUGUAGGUGAACACAUAUCACUAGGGAUAUAUGGGUGUUUACUGGGUAGGGGAACACAAAUCAAUCACUAGGGAUUUGUGUUUCCUUCUUAGUGGAACACCAUCACUAAAGAUAUAAUUAUGUUUCCUGUGUAGGGAAACACAUAUCACUGGGGAUAUAUGUUCCAAUAUCCAUGAAACACACAUCACUAUGGAUACGUUUCCUGGAAAGGGGAACACAUAUCACUAGAGAUAUGUGUUUCCUUGGUAGGGGAACACAUAUCACUAGGAAUUUGUGUUUCCUGUGUAGGGGAACACAUAACACUAGGAAUUUGUGUUUCCUGGUAGGGGAACACAUAUUACUAGGGUUAUGUGUUUCCUGUGUAGGGGAACACAUAUCACUAGGGAUAUGUGUUUCCUGUGCAGGGGAACACAUAUCACUAGGGAGUUGUGUUUUUUGGGUAGGGGAACACAUAUCACUAGGGAUAUGAUAUGUGUUUCCUGUGCAGGGGAACACAUAUCACUAGGGAUUUGUGUUUCCUGGAGGGGGAACACAUAUCACAAGGGAUAUGUGUUUCCUGUCUAGGGGAACACAUAUCACUAGGGAUUUGUGUUUUUAUGGGUAGGGGAACACAUAUCAAGAGGGAUAUGUGUUUCCUGUAUAGGGGAACAUAUCACUAGCAAUAUGUGCUUCCUUUGUAGAGGAACACAUAUCACUAGUUACUUGUGUUCCGUGGGUAGGGGAACACAUAUCACUAGGGGUAUGUGUUUCCUGUGUAGGGGAACACAUAUUACUAGGGAUAUACGUUUCCUGUGUAGGGGAACAAAUACUACUUGGGAUAUGUGUUUCCUCUGUGGGGUAACACAUAUCGCUAGUGAUAAUGUGUUUCCCCAGUAGGGGAACACAUUUUACUAGGGAUUUGGGUUUCCUGAGGAGGGGAACACAUAUCCCUAGUGAUAUGUGUUUCCUGGGUAGGGGAACACAUAUCACAUGUUAUAUUGAUUGUAAAGUAAGUAAUCACUUGAACCUCAACAAGGUAUCUGUUUAUUUAAGGGGAAUUUUGCAAAUAAAAGCAACUACAUUUGAUUAAUUGGCACACUAGUAACUUACUUUUGAGUUGUACUGAAUGUUUGGUCACCUUCAUUACCUUCAGUGUUCAUUAACUAUCAUUGGUUAAAGUAAUUUUCAUGCAUAUACCUGUUUCUUCCUUUAUCUGCCUUGUAUUCCUUUUUGUGCCAUAAUCUUCAUGAGGUACAUGUAAUAUCCAUCGUAUAUCUAGAUCUCUCUUCUAGUGCCUGUCUCACUAGCCUAUGAAUGCAGCCGUCUCUCCUGGCCUCUCACAGCCGCAAAAUUCCAUACUGAUGACAGAUUUGUCAGAAUCUUGUCAUUGAGCGCUGUUUGAUUAAUGUAGUAACUUUUUUUGUUUAGCCGUUGUUUACUUAUGACAGACAAAAGGUCACAAGAUAAUAUCCAAAAAUAGACCAGGAGAAACAUUACCCUGCCAUGCAGACAUUGGUCCUUUCUUCUCUCCACCCAAAAAGUACUGGUAAUGUUUGCAAACACGAGCCGCAAUACAAUUUUGUUGUUGACCAAUCGGAAUAGAGGAUGAAAGUAAGUGUAAAGCUUUAGUGACUCCUCGCGAGCUGGCGUGUCUUGGAUUUUGACAAGAUUUUUCAAGUAACCUUUAGAACAUAAAUUUCAAGUUUAUUACAAGAUUUCUUGGUUGUAAAGCUAUGGUUUUGCCAAAUAAAAGUAACAGUGUGUGACACAAACAUAAAAUUAUCAUUGCUAUGACAUUGCACUCUGACUCACACUUAUGCAACUUUGUCCAAAGCUGACAAAAAGUUGUGAAUUGGUAGUACAGGCACAUCCUCGACUCGCGAGUCAAAAUGUACAUUGACUCUUUAAAAAUUUAACAUCUUACAAGCAUCACCUUGUAAACCUGGUCUGGACCCAGCAUGAAAAAAAAAUUUAAAAGAGUAAAUUGAUUGUGGUUAAAAUAACAUUAAUUUUUAGCUCAUGGGAAGAAAAUAAUAAUAUAUCGAAGAAUCCUCCAAAGCAUACUUUUCAGCAAAGAAAACAUUAAGGAACAACAAACAUGAGGUGUCUACCAUCAUUAGAACAUUUAUCAUUGCAAACGUGGUCAAAACAGCUUAGUGUGAUACAUCAUUGACUCCCUAGGAAAGUAGAUAAAAAUGUUCCUCUAAUCUUCUUUGAUAUGAAUCUGCUGGGUGCCUUUUUCAUCAAUCAGUUCCAUAAUCUUGGGAAAUUUACCUUUUUAAACGUGGCAUCCAGUUGUUUCAACUUGUAAACAUAUCCAUUGUGCGGCAAUCUUGUGAGAAUUCUCGCGAGUUAGUUCUUGGUUUCCAAGAGUUAAACUGUGAUUGGCUAAUAAUGUCCUAUGUCACAAUAAUUGAUUUGUGGCCCUAAGUUGCAGAUGUUACUUUUAGGGUGGAGAGAAGUGACAAUGGAAAAUAUGUCUGUUUGCAGGCUAGAGAAACAUAAUAUUCAAACAAAUUUAUCUGGAGCCCAUGACUACCAGAUUGAUUAUGUGAACAUUGAUUCAUGUCAUCAGCGUGGAAUUUUGGGGGCUAAAUAACUGACGUCUCCCCUGUGAAACGUCCCAAGCAGGGAGCAGAGAUGCCUGUACUUGCAGCCCACAGACUUUUAUCCUUUCAUUUCGAUACUGGCCAAAAUUAAAAUUCAUUUUGGAAAAUCCUCAGAAGUACCUAAUAAUUACUAAAAGUAGGUUGAGUUUGAUCGUUCGGGUGAAUGUAGUCCUGAAUAGUACUGUUGCUGUUGACAGUGACUGAUGUUUCGACAACCUGUGCAGUAGUCAUCUUCAGAGUCAAAGUGAGUUGUAUCACGUCAGUUUAUGGUAUUAUACUCUGGUUUUUGAUCUGAUUGGUCAAUUACGUCGCGAUGUUAUUGGUCGUCUGUCAGUUAAGCCGUGAUGUUAUUGGCUAUGAAGACUCGUAAUCAGUAAUUGGUGCAUUUCGAUCCGUCUAUUGUCACAGUUAAACAGUCGUCUUUGACUCUGAAGAUGACUUCAUGAUGAGUUCACCCGGACAAUCAAACUCAACCUACUUUUGAAAUGAGUCCUGGGUUCAAACCUUUCACAUAAUUACUGUUCAAAUGUUCAGCCAGUGAGGAUUCAUCUGUCAACAGAUUUAAAAGUUAGAAUCAUGAGAAUUAUGUUUUUCACAAUGUGGUUUAGGAGUUAUGGGUUAAGUUACCUUAGUUACAAAAUGUUUUUUCUGUUAUACUUACAGGCACAUAAAGAGCCACAUGAUGUUCAAAACCGGAAUUUCUGGGAUUUCCUUGGACCAGGACAGCAAGCUAAUAAUUUUUAUUUCAGUUCAGGUAUAUAAUUUUAUUUUCAGGCAUUUCCCAUUGCAAACAUUUUUGUGAAUAAGAAAUGUCUAAGACCAAGAUGAAAUAUGAUCAUAAUAGUUGAAUUAACAAUAUUUUUUUNCGUGGCAUCCAGUUGUUUCAACUUGUAAACAUAUCCAUUGUGCGGCAAUCUUGUGAGAAUUCUCGCGAGUUAGUUCUUGGUUUCCAAGAGUUAAACUGUGAUUGGCUAAUAAUGUCCUAUGUCACAAUAAUUGAUUUGUGGCCCUAAGUUGCAGAUGUUACUUUUAGGGUGGAGAGAAGUGACAAUGGAAAAUAUGUCUGUUUGCAGGCUAGAGAAACAUAAUAUUCAAACAAAUUUAUCUGGAGCCCAUGACUACCAGAUUGAUUAUGUGAACAUUGAUUCAUGUCAUCAGCGUGGAAUUUUGGGGGCUAAAUAACUGACGUCUCCCCUGUGAAACGUCCCAAGCAGGGAGCAGAGAUGCCUGUACUUGCAGCCCACAGACUUUUAUCCUUUCAUUUCGAUACUGGCCAAAAUUAAAAUUCAUUUUGGAAAAUCCUCAGAAGUACCUAAUAAUUACUAAAAGUAGGUUGAGUUUGAUCGUUCGGGUGAAUGUAGUCCUGAAUAGUACUGUUGCUGUUGACAGUGACUGAUGUUUCGACAACCUGUGCAGUAGUCAUCUUCAGAGUCAAAGUGAGUUGUAUCACGUCAGUUUAUGGUAUUAUACUCUGGUUUUUGAUCUGAUUGGUCAAUUACGUCGCGAUGUUAUUGGUCGUCUGUCAGUUAAGCCGUGAUGUUAUUGGCUAUGAAGACUCGUAAUCAGUAAUUGGUGCAUUUCGAUCCGUCUAUUGUCACAGUUAAACAGUCGUCUUUGACUCUGAAGAUGACUUCAUGAUGAGUUCACCCGGACAAUCAAACUCAACCUACUUUUGAAAUGAGUCCUGGGUUCAAACCUUUCACAUAAUUACUGUUCAAAUGUUCAGCCAGUGAGGAUUCAUCUGUCAACAGAUUUAAAAGUUAGAAUCAUGAGAAUUAUGUUUUUCACAAUGUGGUUUAGGAGUUAUGGGUUAAGUUACCUUAGUUACAAAAUGUUUUUUCUGUUAUACUUACAGGCACAUAAAGAGCCACAUGAUGUUCAAAACCGGAAUUUCUGGGAUUUCCUUGGACCAGGACAGCAAGCUAAUAAUUUUUAUUUCAGUUCAGGUAUAUAAUUUUAUUUUCAGGCAUUUCCCAUUGCAAACAUUUUUGUGAAUAAGAAAUGUCUAAGACCAAGAUGAAAUAUGAUCAUAAUAGUUGAAUUAACAAUAUUUUUUUCAAUUUUUUAAAAGAAAAAAGCCUGUUGAAUUGUUAGUGGUGUGAAAGAAAGGAAUUCCUUGCCCCUCUAGUUUUCUCUUCUAAAUUUAGUGCCUGUCCCACAGGCUUUCUCUAAUACAGGCUUAAGAUAAAGGCCAAAAAUUUCUUUUUUGUAAAAUUUGUCAGAAGUAAACCAUUUUUACUUUUGAGGAUUUUACAAAAAUAAUUUAUGGGGGAGUAUUUCCCUUGGCAUAUAUUGGGAAUUUGAUUACUAUUCAAAAGUUUUGCGAAGGAGUUUUCAUUUGGCUAGUAGCAUCAAAGGAUUUUUUUUACCGAUUUAAAGUUAGAAUGAAGAAUUUUUUUUCAUAACAUGGUCCAGGUAUUAAGAGUAUUUUUAAAGUUACUCUCAUUACAAAUGUAUUUUUUUCAUACUUAUAGAGGCACACAAAAGGCCCCUUGGAAGUUGCAAGUUACAAGUUCUUGGGUUUCUUUGGACUCGGACAGCAAGCUGAUGAUUUUUAUUAAACUUCAGGUUAGUAUUGUUUAUAACCUACACAGUACAUACAGCUGUACCUACUCAGCAGCUGUAUAUAAACAGUCAAACUAAUCAUGAUUUAUUAUUUUAUUAUUAUUAAAUUAAAUUCACUUUUAUUUAAAAUGAACUCAGGGUUUGGAACUAUGCAAUGCAUUUCACAUUUUCAUAGGUGCAAUGAAUAACUCCAUGUUCAGGAAUUUGUACUGCAAAGAAAUUAAUUUUUGUCACACAAAGAGGCCAGAAAUGAAAGAUGAUUACCUUUCCGAGGUUUUUUUCUUUGGUCACCGGAUCACUUAAUUUUCUUUUUAAUUUUUGAAAGAAAAAAUAAGCUUGAUGAAUUUAUUAAUUGUUGUGAAUGAAAGUGUUGGCACUUCGUCUACAUUUAAGGCUUUUUUGAAUGUACAUACACUGUUAUAUUUUUCUUUGAUGAUUUUUUCUGUGCAAACAAAGCACCACCAACAAUGUUCUUGGAGAUAAUGCAACCAAAGUGCUGUAGUACCCAAGACUAAUAUAAAGAGCAUUUAACACUAAACAUUCAGCAGGGAAAAAUUAACACCAUCACCUGAUGAAGAUCAACAGUACAUAGUCAAAAAAUCGUUAUGAACAGAGAAAAAAGAUUUACCAUUUUGGGACAAAAAUGAUAAGCAGGACCCUUCUGCUAUGAAUCCUUCAUCAUAUUGAUUAAGAGUGUUGACUGGGAAAACUUAAAUAUCUUCAACCCUUGAACGUCUCACUGCAUAUUGUUCACUUUUUGCAUAAAGAAAUAUUGUUGAACAAUGUUGUUUUAAAGAUAGAAGUGUAGAAGUCUUUAGAGGGACUUUUUGCGAUAUUUUUUAUACUGUUUAACUUGCAUACAUGUAGAACGUUAAUGCCAGCAGCACUCAUACUUGAUUAUGUCAUAUGUUUGCAUUGCUUGGUGAUUAGGCAAUUGCUCACCCACUCAUGAUACCAAACAGAAACAUUUGACUCUUGCAAGGUUGUAGAAAGCUGUUAAACAGUCCAGGAAAACAUUCUUCAUACGGAAUAAUUUGGGAGGUGAAGCUUGAGAUCUAAUAAUAAUAAUAAAUUAUUAUAUCAUACUUUGUGUAAUGUGUUUUGCAAUUAUUACUAAUUUUCAUUUUCCUUGUUUGGCACACACCAAAAUCAUUGUAAUGAUAAGAAAUCGGAUUUUGCUAUUGCUCUGUCAUCUCAGGGACUGCAAUUCAGGGUAUAAGUCAGAUGUGCAAUUUUAUCCAAGCUGUAAGGAAUUUCCAAGAACUUACAAGAAUUCUAAAAAAAAAACUGAAAGAAGAAAAACUACUCUAUAUAUUUCUGCUGAAAGCACUGAACAGUGGGUAUAACACCGUCUCUAUCUAUAGUACUGCAUUUAAAUGUGGUGCAUUGAAAGUAUUCAUACAUGUAUACUUAUAUUUGAGGAUUCUUAGGAUUUUUCCUGUCAAAAUUCAUUUGUUGUUAUCAUUAAAUUCUGAAGAGGCUCAAAAUCUACAAGUUAUUCUUAAGGUUUAGAGACAAGCUUAAUGUAUAAACAAUUAUUGCCUAUAAUAUUGUUCAAACUCUGAACAAAAAUAAUUCUUGGUAGUUCCACACUCCUCGGGUUGCAACAUAAGCAAAUACCUCACUAUUUUCAUGGCAGAAUAGUUUUUGGUCAGAUUAAUAAUUGUAUUGCAAAAGUUUUACUGACCUUGUUGUUGAGUCAGAAUGUGAGGCGGACCUGAAGAUGUGCGCAUAAGACUUAAUUUGGCAUUAGGAAUUAUAGUAAUUAGUUAUUUUGGGUCUGUUGUCUGCGUGUAAUGUUGUUGCAAUAACUGUUGACCAUAGAGGAAAGAGGAAUACAUGCACACAUGUUACGGGUUGCAGACCUUGAAGCAUUAGUAGGUAAAAAAUGCACAAAGGCGAUUACAAAACGAUUAUAGAUCAGGGAUAAUUAUAAAGUUUGUUGUAAACUACUAGAAAUGGAGAAUGGAUUGUUGAAACAAAGCAUGCUAUUGGGCUUUUACUAUUGCAGAUAGCCUGUGUGGCUGACGUUUUUUGUUUUUUGAUUUUUCUUUUAUGGUUCAUAAAGUAAGAGAUACAUUUGCGUGGAAACUGAACGGAGGUCAAAACAAAAAAUUAUGGGGGAGGGGGCGAGGGAAGAAGGCAAUGAGAACGAUCAUCUGCAAUCAAUCCCUUGAGAUUUAUGAAAGGCCCCUUCCAGUCUUGCGAAAGGAGGAGUUGGCUUACCUGUGAUGUGACAUGCUUUAAAGUAUGACAUCAGCCAUCACACAAUGUAAAACAAACUGUCGUUCCAAACAGUUUGAUGUUAUCUCUGUUGAAUUUUUUUUAAUUACUGCCUUCUGCUUAUUAUUAAGGGAAAAAAUUUUUUUUAUUAGAAUUGGAUCAUAUUAUUGGACUCAAAGUUCAACUUUCAGAUCAAAAGAUUGAAUCUUUUUAAUAGAAGUCUUAUUUGGGUAAUGUGUGUUGAUCCCUGACACACCGUAAGACAAAUUAAAGGCAAAAGUUCUCAUGCAAAGUGACUGAUGGUUUCAGUUGAUUUUGCCAAAGAAAUGUGCAAGAUGUUUUUUUCUCCUUUCCAAGAAUAUUUCUUGUGCAGAAACAGCAUGCUUGCUUUUAAGAACUAGUCUUUUUAAAUUCCUUGGAGUUUUAGAACUGCAGAACUUUUUGGCGUCUAAAAAUUCUUGCAAUGAAUAUUUUGUUGAGCAAACACAAAUCUCACUUGCAACGUGACUUUCAACUUGAGUUGUUUUCUCAUCUUUCUGAAAUCUUUUUGAUUCAGAAACAGCAGGCCUGCUUUGAAAAAUUAUUCUUUAGAGUUUUAGAAUACAUAACUUCUUCUUGUCUAAAAUACUGGCAAUGAAGAUUUUCUUGAGCAAACACAAAUCAAGUCAAAUACUGAAAGCUGCAAUGCGACCAACGGUAUUUCUUUGAAUUUUGUAUCCACUGGGAAUCUGACAUCUGCACACAGGUUAACUUUUACAUUCUGUCAACUAAUCAGGAAUGCCUGCUGGCGGACAGAGUUUCAAAAAUCUCAAGAGGUUGAUUGUAGGUGGUUGUUCUCAAUGCCUUCGCCCCUUGUCCCCUCCCCCACCGUCUUAACUUUUGCACGGUUGUAUCCCUUACAUUACAAACCAUAAAAGAAAAAACACACCAAAAAAACUGCCAACUAUGCAGGCUAUAUUGCAGGCAGCUAGAUUGGAGCAACUGCAGAUAGAAUUUUUCGCUUUUUAGUUGGAUUCUUUAAAGUUUUUGUCAAGUAUUUUGUUUGUAAGUGAUGCACCACCCAGUCGUAUGUAGUACCAAACAGACAGGACAAUAGUAUUUUUCAGGCCUAAGAUAGAUAUUUCAGGCCUAAGCCAAAACAGAUACUUUUUUAAACAUUAUUUUUUUUAGAUAUACAUGCCCUAAAAAGGAUACCUUUCAAUUAUAUUGAGUGUUUUUUAACUGUGCAUGAAUGAGAAGACACAGUUGAGGAAGAAGCAUAGAGACAGUGUGGAGCACAAGUUAAAGGAAAGAGAAAGAAAGAUAAUACCCUUAAGCAGUCAAAAACGAAUUCUGACCAAUCAGACUUGCCCACCAACAUUGACAGAUUGAACAUAACACUGAAUCAACCAACCAAAAUGCUGAUAUCAUUCAGGGCAUUUUUGUACUAAUCCUGAUUUAAGCUCACUGUCUGUUUAACAAAGAACUUGGGGACAAAAGAAGAUGUUGUUGGCAAAUGAAAAUCUUCUCUCUAAGAAGGAAGAAAUCAUAAAAACAGUUUACAUUUCAGAGAUGCUGAGUUUGAUGAGUGUUCCCAUAAAAGAAACCAAAACAAUAACCAGUGUAAUGCCAGUGAAAAUCAAGCUUUUUUAGUGGUUAUAUUCUGGAUUUUUUUUCCACAGUAAUACUAUGGCAGCCUCUAUUGAAUUGUUGUUAGGCUUAGUUGCUUAUUUGUCCGUUUUAAAUUUUUUGCAUGCCCGAAUAUACAGUAUGAGCAUGGGUGUUUUCUGGUUGCCAUAAUUAUGACCUGUUGGAAGUGAUAGAGCGAUUUUCGUAUGACCUUGAAAUGAAAACUUCGUGAACAAAACAGAAACAACAAACAAAUGGGAAUAGAGCGAUUUGAUUGGUUUAUCAAACAGAUACAAAUACAUGUGGCUUUUGGUUAGUUAAGCAGAUGUGCGGGUGAAAAAACUUCAUGCCUGAGAACUUUCUAUAAAUCAACCAAUAUUUCACUUUGACGUCAUACUACAACAUGAUUGGCCAAUCAAACAAUGCCUCCUCCACAUGAGGGUUUUCUUCUGUGGGAAAAUGAAGAGGCAAUGUUUUGAUCUUUUUAUCCAUUGGCUGAUAAAACAAAUACAUGUAACAAACACUUGCCAAAACUCAUUUGGUAAGGUCAUGCGAUAAUCGCUCUAUUCAUUUUCUCCCAUGUUUGUGUUACGUUCUGUGUGUAUGUUAUUCACACUUCAUGCUUGAUAUGUCUCCUGCUCUUGAGCGAAUAACACCUGUUAUGCAGGCUAUGCAGAAUAAGUCCUGAUGUUAAGCCCAGUUAGCACCAAUGUGACCGAUUUCAACUGUUUGGUACUUUAUGUAGAACUGUGCAUAACCUUUUCAGUAUGUGAACCAAAGUGUAGGACUAUUACACUGAAAAAGUAACAUGAUCAUGUUGAUCAAUCAAAUCUGAACUGUGAAUCUUCCUUCUUAAAACCAUUCACAAUUAUUUUUGACAAGUGUGUGUGCUAAGACAGUUAGAAUAUAUCAGAGUACUAUUUGCCUGAAACCUGUCCAUAAAAAUGAUGAGAGAUUGAAAGUGAAAUCUGAGUGAAUUAGCUAUCGUGUUCAUUAAUUCGUUUCUUUUUAACACACUUCACGGGUAAAAUUCGCAUUCAAUCUUCCCUUCUAUAAUGUAUAAAAAAAUUUAACUACCCUGGGAGAACAAACAUUGCCACACUUCCCAGAAAAGCUCUUAAUAACAGUUUUAAGUGCAGCAAUCUGUUGAUUAAACAAAUACAGCAAAGCCUAAAUGAACAAUUUAGCAAAAAUAUCGAAUUUAUUUUCCUUUAGCUCCAGGAAUGGACUCAAAUAUUCUGCUAGAAAAAUUGUGGCCUUCUACAUGAAACAGGAUUUCUCUACUUUAAGUUUUUCACAUCCCACCUUAUUGAUGGUCAAGAAUAUAGCACAACACCAUUUAGAAGACUUUGAGUCAUAGUCCCAGCAAGGUACAAACACUACACUGUUAACCUCCCCUUUUUAGACACCGUUAUUUAGCAGACAUUAAGUAAUAGUCCCAGCAAGAUGCAAACACUACAUUGUUAGCCUCCCCUUUUGUAGCCACCACCCUUUAGCAGACACUAAGUAAUGGUCACAGUAAGAUAUAAAAACUGCAUUGUUAACCUCCCCUUUUUAGACACAGUCAUUUAGCAAACAGUAGACCAUAGACCCAGCAAGAUGAAAACGCUACAUUGUUAACCUCCCCUUUUCAGACACCACCCUUUAGCAUUUAACCUCCCCCCUUUAGACACCACCCUUUAGCAGACACUAAGUCAUAGUCCCAGGAAGAUGCAAACACUAUGUUUGUAACCUUCCCUUUCUAGACACCACCAUUUUAGCAGACACUAAGUCAUGGUCCCAGCAAGAUGCAAACACUACAUUGUUAACCUCCCCUUUUUAGACACCACCCUUUAGUAGACACUAAGUCAUAGUCCCAGCAAGAUGAAAACACUACAUUGUUAACCUCCCCUUUUCAGACACCACCCUUUAGCAUUUAACCUCCCCCUUUUAGACACCACCCUUUAGCAGACACUAAGUCAUAGUCCCAAGAAGAUGCAAACACUAUGUCUGUAACCUUCCCUUUCUAGACACCACCAUUUAGCAGACAGUAAGUCAUAGUCCCAGUAAGAUACAAACACUGCUUUUUUAACCUUCCCUUUUUUUUACACCACCCUUUAGUAGACACUAAGUCAUAGUCCCAGCAAGAUGCAAAAACUGCAUUGUUAACCUUCCCUUUUUAGACACCACCCUUUACCAGACACUAAGUCAUAAUCCCAGCAAGAUAAAAACACUACAUUGUUAACCUUCCAUUUUUAGACACCACCAUUUAGGAGACACUAAGUCAUAGUCCCCAGCAAGACACAAACACUACAUUGUUAACCGUCCAUUUUUAGACACCACCAUUUAGUAGACAAUAAGACUUAUUAGUCAUAGUCCCAGCAAGAUACAAACACUACAUUGUUGACCUCCCCUCUUUAGAUACUACUAUUCAGGAGACACUAAGUCGUAGUCCCAGCAAAAUACAAACAAUUUAUUGUUAACCUUCCCUUUAAGACACCAUCAUUUAGUAGACACUACGUCAUAGUCCCAGCAAGAUAUAAACAAUUUAUUGUUGACCUCCCCUUUUUACACAACACCAUUUAGCAGGGUUGUCACAACGUUUUGAAGUAGACGGCUGAGUUGUCAAAGUAAGCAGCCAUUGAAAACGCCUCCUGUAAAGAAAUACCAAGCAGAGUAGCAGGCCGAUACUAACCAAGCAGGUGGCGAUUUUUGCCAGCUACUCUUGACAACCCUGAUUUAGCAGAUGCUAAGUCACAGUCCCAGCAAGAUACAAACACUACAUUGUUAGCCUUCCCUUUUUAGACACCACCCUUUAGCAGACACUAAGUCAGUCCCAGCAAGAUGCAAAUACUACAUUGUAAACCUUCCCUUUUUAGACACCACCUUUUAGCAGACACUAAGUCAGUCCCAGCAAGAUACAAACACUACAUUGUAAACCUUCCCCUUUUAGACACCACCAUUUAGCAGACACUAAGUCAUAGUCCCAGCAAGAUACAAACACUACAUUGUAAACCUUCCCCUUUUAGACACCAUCAUUUAGCAGACACUAAGUCAUAGUCAGUCCCUUUUUAGACACCACCAUUUAGCAGACACUAAGUCAUAGUCCCAGCAAGAUGCAAACACUACAUUGUUAGCCUUCCCAUUUUAGACAUCACCAUUUAGCAGACACUAAUUUAUUAUUCAUAGUCCCAGAAAGAUACAAACACUACAUUGUAAACCUUCCCCUUUUAGACACCACCAUUUAGCAGACACUAAGUCAUAGUCCCAGCAAGAUACAAACACUACAUUGUAAACCUUCCCCUUUUAGACACCACCAUUUAGCAGACACUAAGUCAUAGUCAGUCCCUUUUUAGACACCACCAUUUAGCAGACACUAAGUCAUAGUCCCAGCAAUAUACAAACACUACAUUGUUAGACUUCCCUUUUUAGACUCACUCUUUAGCAGACACUUAACACUUAUUAUUAGACACUUAUUAUUCUUUGAAAUCGAGGUGAAUAGUGGCAAAAUAUUUACCGAGCCACGAAGUGGCGAGGCAAAUAUUCCUAAGCCACUAUUCACCGAGAUUGAAAAGAAUAAUUGUUUUAGUAUAUACAAACGAAGUGAUGUCAACAAAAUCAGAGAGGAAACCAUUCAAAAGUACGAUUUGAUUGACAGAUCAGGUCAGUUAGACACGCGACCGUUUAAAAAUAGAUCUUUGUAGAAUUUUCAAACAUGGCAAUUCACAAGCUAAUCACUUCGCAAACAACAGCGUAAUGACUUAAAUGGAACCGCUAAAAGUUUGAAUUGUUUCCUUACCUGAGAAGAAAAGAAGAGCUUUGAUGUUUUCUGUUGACUUGCCAAGUUUAUAGCCGAAGAGGUUUGUUGUCUCAUUCUUUGCAUGAAGUGCGGACAAAAAUGGCGAUUCGGUUCCUCGAGGUAAGACGUCGUCUUCAUGUAGCAUUCUUUCUCGUGUUUACUUGAAACGUAGAAUUUCUGCAAACAUUUGCUUUCAAAUUUGUUUUUCGUGAAUAAACUUCGUUUUUGGGCCAAAUUUUUCUUGUUAGGAAACGCUGAGUUCACGAAACGGUCUCUUCUAGGCGAAUAAACGGGAGUGGUAAACAAUCCAUCGACCACAAAACUCAACAGUAAAUGGAAAACGCCGUUUUGAAUCCUUCGAAGUCUUUUUUUGCCUGAAAAAAAGUCAACCCUAAGAUUUUGUCGACUUUUAAAAGAUCUUUCUCUAAGAGAAUGGAAAAAAAAACCGAGCUCACACAUUAUCCACUCGCUAGGAGGUGAAUGUUGUCGAAUAGUCCGAGAUAGCGAACCAAUCAGAUUGCUUAAAUCACCAAGAUCACUGAGUGUGUAUAUACUAAUAAGUCAUAGUCCCAGCAAGAUACAAACACUACAUUGUUAGCCUUCCCUUUUUAGACACGACCCUUUAGCAGACACUAAGUCAUAGUUCCAACAAGAUGCAAACACUACAUUGUUAACCUUCCCUUUUUAGACACCACCCUUUAGCAGACACUAAUUCAUAGUCCCAGAAAGAUACAAACACUACAUUGUUAACCUUCCCUUUUUAGACACCACCCUUUAGCAGACACUAAGUCAUAGUUCCAACAAGAUGCAAACAAGACAGUCUUAACGUUCCCUUUUUAGACACCACCCUUUAGCAGACACUAACAAACACUACAUUGUAAACCUUCCCUUUUUAGACACCACCAUUUAGCAGACACUAAGUCAUAGUCCCAGCAAGAUACAAACACUACAUUGUUACCCUUCCCUUUUUAGACACUACCCUUUAGGAGAGAGUAAGUCAUAGUCUUAGCAAGUUAACACUACAUUGUUAACCUUCCCUAAGCUAGAGGACAUCUCUCUGAAGCAGACAUUAAACAAUGAUUGGAUGAGGUUUUUGUGAUACUCAGAAUAAUCAAGGUCGAGGGAAGUAUUUUCAGCCGAGUGGAAGGCCAAGGUUGAUAACACUUACUGGGACCUGGAUUAUUCCGGAUAUCACGAAAACCGAAUCUAAUGAUAAUAUUGUUUUAUUACACAUUGUUUUAAAAUACAUAAUAAUAAUAAUAAUCCUUUUAUAUAGCGCCUUUUCUACAAGAUUCAAAGGCGCUGUUUACAAAAAUUAGAUAAAACUAAAAAGUAAAAAUAAUCACAAGAAAUUGACAUUAAAACUAGACGCUAAUUACAAAAUAGAUAAAUGUACACAAUAGAUAAAAAUCAGAUAACAAAUAAAAACAUCACGAUUCAUAAGCUCGCAUAAAAAGAAAUGUUAAUAAAUACAUAAUAACAAUACACCGUCGCACAGAACUGAUUGGACAUUGCUCUUGGAAAUCAUGUAAUGCGCGCGCAACCUAAUAUAUAACUAACCUGUAGGUUGCACUAAUUUCCAAAAUUAACUCUAGGAUUUAAGCCAAUUAGAAGAUAGAUGAUGAGUACGAUGUAUAAUAAUUAGGCAUAGUCCCAGCAACUCUAAUUUUUAGAUUCCACAACCGCCCAAUUUUGAUUGUUCUGAUUUUGUUUCGUGAUUUUGGAGUUAUUUAGCUGAAUAAAUAAAACUAAAAUUUACAUGUAAUUGGAAAGGUCAUUCGCAUUUUUCUGUUUGAUUUGACUGUUAGAUAUUCACUCAUAGACAGUAUUAAGCGGGUGUAGGUUGAGUGUUAUUUCACUGUAUUUAAUUAGGAAAUGUCGUCAUCUUCAAAAUAGAUUUAUCCUUCCAUCAUCUUCUUGAACUGAAUAACUGUACUUGAAUAACUGUACUUGUUUCUCAGGUAUGAUAUAUAUUGAUAUUUGCAUCAGAUCUCUAUGGGUCCAAUGUUAUUACAGAUGGGACCUUUAAUGCACUUGUGCCUUCAAACAUGAGUUCAAUUUUUCGAGGCUGAUUUUCUGUCCUUCCUCGUUGAAUUCUAUAACGACCGUCAGGAGAUUGAAAAUUUAAUUUCUCUUCCUAAAAUGCAUAACUGCCAAAGUAGUAAGGAAAUGGAACUACUCAAGCCAUCUUUUGGUCUAUUUCUAGUAGACGAAUAUUGUAUUGUUAAUCUGAUGAACGCCAUUCUUGGUGUUCUAAAGGUCCUCUCCUUGGGUUAUCCUGGUGUUGGAAAAAGGUCUAUGUUGUCGUAGAUCACAGAUAUGAUUAUCUUCUUCUGUCAAACGUUUUCAUAGAAUUCUCAGAAAAUAGCUGACACCGCAUUUUUAAAACGUUACUGUUAUUUCCAAUGUACUUCAACAGUUCAGAAUCAAGAUAUGAUAUAUCUUUAGUUACUGGGAAAAAAACUUGUUGAGAGUGGGUCAUUCAGUGUGAUCGUGAUGUCGAGAACAUUUAACUAUGGGAAUUUACAGGGUCUUUUUCACGGAUGUUUAGUGCAAUUUGUUAGUUUUGACAGCGUAUGGCUACGAAAGUGAACGCUAGAAGAGAUUACUCGGAAAUGACAAACUUACAGCUUGAUAACAAUUUCUCUGCGUUGAUAUUAUUGUAAUUCCAAGUUCCAGACAUCAGAGAUAAACUAACAGACUUAACACGAAAUGCAAUCUCCAAUUAUUGUUUUAUUUUUGUAUUUUAUUAGUAUUGAUUAUUUUUUUGGCUUCUUUCGUUUUUGCUAUGCCAUUAAAAUAUUAAGCUUUUAGCUGCUGGUUUUAUAGUUUCAGUCAGUUUGAUAGUCAGUUUGAUUGGUGAAAUUGCGUGUCAUAGCUAUUUCCAAAGUCGUUGAUGCGUUGCUAUGGUAACAUUAUUACCAAUCGAUCCUUUUACUACUCAAUCAAAAGUGAAUAAGUUCUUGUUCGACUUUAGACCGUAAGUAUUUUUUCUAUAACCUGUUUACAUAGCUGAAGAAAUGAGGAUAAUAAAUGUAAGUGGGAUGAUGCGGAAUACCUUGGUACUAAAUCAGCAAUUAGUAUCCUCGGAAUCUUUCAGACAUCUUCGGUGAAGUUUAUCGGACACGUUCGUGUUUCUUUCGAAGAAUUUUAAAACGAGUGAUUUUGAACAGAUAGAACAGAUAAAGAACGUGAAUUUUUUUCGUAUAUACCUCUUUUAUUUUCUCUCGUUUUUUUCUUUUGAAGCUUAAGAUACUAGAGCUAGAAGAGGUAGUUCCGUUUGUUUACGUAUUUGGGGAAUCGCGCGUUGUUUUUCUUAGCAUUAUACAUUCACAUUUUAAAAUAUGAUCAAAUUUAUACAAAGCAAUUGUCUUGACAAAAAUCUCAAUCACCAAGUAUAUUCAUGUUUUUAAUUCAGUGAUUCAUCCUUCAGCCCGUUUUCUGUAAAAAUAGAACGAAGGUUGUAAUUAGGAAUGUCAAGUCAGUGCUGUCGUUCUAUGAAAUGUUUUCCUUCUUGAUCAACACUCCAACUCUCAAGUGGUAAAACUCGUGCAUUUUUUAUGGAAAUAGCCUUUAAGGUUGUUGAAGAUGCUAAUGUUUUCUUUUUUUUUUUUUCAACAGAACAAUUGCCGCUGCUGGUUGGAUCACGUCUCAAUUUGGAAACUGAAGAAAGAGGUACCACAGUAAAGGUAGAGAACAGAUUGUAA